This is a messenger RNA of Fonsecaea erecta, 801 nucleotides long. RefSeq lists its product as hypothetical. The record is from RefSeq and is a predicted model, not a curated record. The transcript has a single exon. Bases 1 to 801 code for a protein of 266 amino acids. Lineage: Eukaryota; Fungi; Ascomycota; Eurotiomycetes; Chaetothyriales; Herpotrichiellaceae.
AUGACCACCACACCCCCGACGUUUCAGACCGUCAUCGCGACAAGCCUAUCACCAGGGGCUCUGCUGCUGGAAUACAACCAACCCAAGAUCUCCAACGCAUUCACGCUCCAGCAGUACCACGACCUCGCCGACGCACUUCGCUGGGCGCGCAAUGUCGAUUCCAUCCGGGUGAUCGUCCUCACAGGCAAGGGCAAGCACUACUGUGCCGGAAAAGUGCUACUGCCCCCAGGUGAAUCGGGACCGACCAUCGAGCAAGAAAUCGAAGCGGGCCGCAAACUGGGAGACGAGCUACAGGGCUACCCGAAGGUGCUCAUUGCCGCCGUCCACGGCGCGGCCAUCGGAUGGGGAUGCACCCAACUGUGGAACUUCGAUCUGGUGUACGCGUGGGAGAAGGCGGCCGUGUUUCAGACUCCCUUCAUGAGCCUGGGAUUCGUCCCUGAAGGGGCGUCGAGCUGGAGUUUUCCCAAAGUCAUGGGCAAACAGCGCGCCAACGCACUGCUGUUGGCAGCGGAAAAGCUGAACGCGCGGGAGAUGUACGAUGCGGGCAUGGUGACCAAAGUCAUCGGAGGUGACACGGUCGAGGCGUUUCGCGACGAGGUCUUCAAGAUCGCAAAGAGGAUAGGCACCUACAGCGCCGAGAGUCUGAGGAUGGCCAAGGCACAGGUGAAUCGGCCGACGGUGUUGGCUCAGCAGCGGGAGGCGGGAAUGUGGGAAGCGGUGGAUUUAAAGGUGCGACUGAACAGUGACGAGGCCAAAGCGGCGAUGAAGGCAUUCGCGAACAAGAGCAAGUCGAAAUUGUAA